This is a messenger RNA of Protopolystoma xenopodis, 255 nucleotides long. NCBI's taxonomy places the organism in Eukaryota, Metazoa, Platyhelminthes, Monogenea, Polystomatidea, Polystomatidae. The record is from the annotation of a GenBank genome assembly.
AUGGUAUAUCGCUCUGAUGAUGUCCGUCACGGUGGUACAGACGAAAGCUUAGCACAGUUUCAUCGGGGCCGCCAGACGGUGAUCCGAGGACUUCUUGGCACAUUUCAACAGUCUUCCUUACGCGACAAUCCUCCUUCGGUUUUCGGUGAGACCACAUCACGAAUUCCUUUAAACCAACUUUCCCUUCGAUAUGAAGAGUCAUUUCACAGCAGUAUUGAAGCCCCCUCAUCAGAUGGCAUGAUUAUACCAGUAUAA